AUGUCGUUGGUGAGGACGGAGAUCGCAACUGUGAGGAACGAUAUUGGGGAUUUACGAGAUUCCGUGACAUUUUGCUCGAAUAAAAUAACAGAUUUUGAAAGUAAAAUGGUUAGGCUCAAUGAAGUCUUGAAAUUUGCAAAAGAGAUAAAAGAAGAAAAUGAUUUGCUGAAGAGAGAAUUAUCCGAGCUGCAUUUUAGAUUGGACAGGGUUGAGCAGGAUGCAAGAUUGAACAAUGUGGAAAUUAUGGAUAUACCCAAAAAGAAGGACGAAAAUUUGUACGAUGUUCUUGGAAAAAUAGGAGAGUAUGUUGGCAUGCCCUUAGAACCGAAUGUAUUGUCAUCGAUAACCCGAGUGCCUACGAAAAUUGUCGGCAAGCCAAGAAACGUUGUGGUGAAGUUCAUCUCCAGGGCAAAAAAAGAUGAAAUGAUGUCUGCAGUUAAGGUGAAGCGAAUGUAA
Messenger RNA from Coccinella septempunctata (seven-spotted ladybird), 456 nucleotides. RefSeq lists its product as uncharacterized. The transcript has a single exon. Bases 1 to 456 code for a protein of 151 amino acids. The record is from RefSeq and is a predicted model, not a curated record. NCBI's taxonomy places the organism in Eukaryota, Metazoa, Arthropoda, Insecta, Coleoptera, Coccinellidae.